UUCCAUGAAUUGGUUUUCAUGCUAGUUUCAAUGUUUUUUAUUUAUCUUUAUUACUGUUGUGUAUUGUAAUUGACACUAAAAUAUUCAUUAUUAAAAUUCGUAACUGUAAUGUAAAAUAAUGCAACAAAGUUUGUCUUUAUCUCGUCAUUUCCAGUAAUUCAUCCUAUCUUAGUACUCUAUUUUUAUUAUUUAGUUUGUGUAAUCUUUUCAUAAUUUACCACGUAGUUGCUAAUAACUUUCUUCAGUGCUCAUAAACUUAGAAAACGCAACUGUAAAAAAAGUUUCUACCUGUGACUCUGAUAAUUAAACUUACUCAGUUGAAAGUGAACAGAAAAUAUUUCAAUAGACCUCUUAAAAUGCUCAAGUCGGACGCAAGUUAUGUGCCAUUAGUCAAUGACGUCGGUUUGAAUUCAACAGGUAACACCCCUUCUAUAAGUAUAAAAUCUAUUGUUGAGAUAGAAAAAGAAUUAGACUCACAAGACUUGACAUCCCUGGUAUUCCUAUUGUACGAUGUUCCCGAAACAGCCCUGCAGCGCCUUAUUAUAUACCAACGCGUAUAUAAGGAUAUAGGUGCAGGAAAUUCUAAUUUAUUGCAAGAAUGGGCACGUCAUGCACAGAACAGGGUAACUUGGACACAUGAGUUUCUUGAGGCAUUGGUUACAUGCCAAAUCUACAAUGUGGUCAGAAAACUUGGUUUCAAUGUUUCUGCAGUGAAAAAGCGAUACCAGGAAAAUGGUGAACAUUAUAUUAAUCCUAUGAAACGGGAACUGUAUAAUUUAUGUGAAUAUAUGGACUCUGCAAAUCUAGAUAGAUUUAAACAAACUUUAAAAACUUAUAGCAUUGACACCAAUAAUUAUGAAAGUUGUGAAUUGGUUUUGCUUCAUUUAAUGUGUCAGAAGUUUAUUAUGAUACAACAACAUCAUUAUGGACAAAAAGUUGUUGGAAGUGAAUAUAAUGUAGAAAAUAUUGCAAGGAUAAUAGACAACUUUCCCAGCCCUUUUAAGAAUUUUGCCAAUAAACUAAGAUAUAUAGAGUCAAUUAGUAAAAGAAAUGUAAAUGACUUACACGCACACCCUGCAACUUCUCCAUCAGUAGCAAAUAAAGAUGAACUCACAGUAAAAGAGGAUAAUGUACAAGACAAUUUCACACCUGAAAAGUUUAAUGAAAGUUAUGAUCUUCUAGAGGGUCUUCAAAAUAUGACUUUAAGUUCUGAUAAAAUGAACAAUGACCUAUAUUACCCUAUUAAAGAUCCAAACAGAGUUGGAGUAUGUUAUAUAUUAAAUCAAGAAGAAUUUCACCCUUCAAAACACAGCAUUGAGAGAAAACUCAAAUUUAAACCACUAGAGAAAAGAGUAGGUUCAACAAAGGAUAAAGUGGCAUUAGAAAAAACUAUGACAAAAUUAAACUUCGAAGUGAUACCUCGUGAUAAUCUGGAUAAAGAGACCAUGCUGGAAGACAUAAAAAAUGUUAUUAAAUAUAGAGUACAUGAAAAUCAUAGUAUGUUCAUGUUGUGCAUAUUAUCUCAUGGUAUUAAAGGGCAUGUGUAUGCAGCAGAUUCUGUCGAAGUAAAAAUUGAAGAGAUUGUAAAGUUGUUGGAUUGUGAUGAUGUUAAACAUAUACGUGGCAUGCCUAAAGUGAUUGUGAUACAAGCAUGUCAGGUUAACAAUGAAGACAAAUAUCAAAAUAUUGAUCUAGUUGCAGACGCACCAAAACACUACAUAAAAAAAUCAGAUGUCCUGAUAUACUGGGCUACUGCACCAGAUUAUGAAGCUUAUAGGAUUGAGGGGUUUGGAUCAUUAUUUAUACAAAUAUUAUGUUCAGUUAUACAAAAAUUUGCAAACAAAGAACAUUUAUGUGAUUUAUUUUUAAAAGUUAAUAAUGAGAUGCGCAAAACUUGUGCAAAAUUGUGUUGUGAUCAGUUACCAAAAAUUGAAUUUACAUUAACAAAGAAACUAUAUUUGAUAAAACCUUAACAAUAACUAAACAUUCUUUUGAGUGACAACCAAGUCAUCUUCUGCAUAAUCAUAAUAAAUUAAUUACAAAUAUGAAUAUUUUUAUAAUA
Achroia grisella is the source of this 2062-nucleotide messenger RNA. It is a transcript of the gene Dredd, whose product is annotated as caspase-8-like. The record is from RefSeq and is a predicted model, not a curated record. Gene Ontology annotation, molecular function: cysteine-type endopeptidase activity. Lineage: Eukaryota; Metazoa; Arthropoda; Insecta; Lepidoptera; Pyralidae. Gene Ontology annotation, biological process: proteolysis. The coding region runs from base 357 to 1973 and encodes 538 amino acids. The transcript has a single exon.